This is a messenger RNA of Nasonia vitripennis (jewel wasp), 3441 nucleotides long. It is a transcript of the gene Cyp301a1, whose product is annotated as probable cytochrome P450 301a1, mitochondrial. Bases 1604 to 3226 code for a protein of 540 amino acids. Lineage: Eukaryota; Metazoa; Arthropoda; Insecta; Hymenoptera; Pteromalidae. Gene Ontology annotation, molecular function: heme binding; iron ion binding; oxidoreductase activity, acting on paired donors, with incorporation or reduction of molecular oxygen. The record is from RefSeq and is a predicted model, not a curated record. The transcript is spliced from 10 exons.
UUUAUCCCUUGGAACUCGAGGCGAGGCGUCAUUUUUCAACGCGGCAUUAUCCUUUACUUUCUCGGAACUUUGUCCCGCGCGUAAUUUUAUGCUAAGGCACGUGGAAAUCAGAUUCUCUGGUUUCGCGCGAGACCCGCGGAGAUUUAGAAAUCGCUCAUAACGUAUAGUUUCUAAUUUUGCGCGAUUGACCGCCAAGAACGCUUUGGCAGUCCCAGCAACGCUUUCAUCGAGAGGCUCGGCCGUCGAUCAAACAAACCAUCGAGCAGCAUAGAAAUACGUCCUUGCGCAAUUUUUCCACGUACGAUUUUAGCCUUUGAGUAGAGCUGCGACGAAGAGAGAUAGCCCGACAUUCUUUCGCUCUCUAGUACGUCAAUCGUACGUUUGCACACGUUCUACACGCUCUCUGUACUUUCUCUCUAUAGCGCGUCCGUCGAUUCAGUUUCGCCUCUCUGUACACGCCGCACGUCUUUGUUAGGCGCACAGCCGACUUAUGCGCUGAAACUCGAACGGCUCGAGCGCGCUCAUUGCAUCCCAAUGUGUCCUCUACAUUUGCUAAUGUACGUUUCGCAAAAUCUGAUCCUGAGCAAACUCGAUAGCGCAGUUUGCCUCUAAUGACGCUGCGCUUAUCUAUUGGUCGUUAGUCGCGCACUUAUAAACUAUAUUGAUUAGAGGCUGGAUGCGUAUUCUGCAUGCACUGGAUAGGCAAUUACCGAGAGCAGCCGAGCAAUUAGAGGGGAUUUUUUGUUAAUUGCCUUGACACGCCGGCCGAUGAUGUAUUAUUUUAUAAUUAUUCGGUGUGUUAAGUCUUUGCUUUUACGUGAACGAAUUUAUCCGGUUUUAACGAGUUAUAAAUUGGCGCCAAAUCUCGUUCGUUUUUAUCCUUGCUGUAAAUCUAUCAAUUCCGCGAUUUAUGUAUUACUCUGCACUCGACUGUCGCGAGUAAUCGUUAAUUCAAUUUCGCAGCGAAACGUUUUGAAAGACGCCUCCUCGAUUAUUAGAUUAUUAGAUAACACGAUACAGCGCGGCCGUGAAAAUUCGCAAUCCCUAUACCGAUAAUGAAAAGAUUUUCUCGCGUACAGCCUGUAACACACUGUACGUGACUGUCGACUUUUCGCGGCCUUGGCUGCAACGGCUCGCAAACGGUUUAUAAAUAAUACUGCAGCUGUAUCAAACGAAUGACUCGAACUCUCAUCGCUGCGUUCGACGUGCUAAUCCGGCCGGAACUGACUCGUCAUUGUUUUCAGGGAAACCCCCGCGUAGUUAAAUACUUACUCGGCACCGCCCACGAAAUAAGUUGAGCGCAAGACCCGAGGAUACGCAGCGGCCUUGUAACGAGCGUUUUCUAAACGGCGGUUAGAUGCGCAUAUUGACGCGCUGCUCAUAAAUUGCUAAAUUAACGGUAUAAUGACCACGGUGCAGGCGUUCAAUUUCUCACUUUUGUUAAAAAUACCGCUCCAUUAGUUCUCGAAAAAAAAAUGCAACAUAGCAUUGGCUUGGAUUAAUUUUAUUCCGCGCUUUUAUAAUUUAUGCGCAGUCGAUCCAAGUCGCCGUGUAUCGCCAGACCUCUCGGCGCCCAGAAUUCUGUCACUGAAAAUCGACCAAGAUGAAGCAAAAAUUAAACGCAGCAGCGCGUCUGGCGCGCCUCUGUCGUCGGGAGAUAACGAGCGAGAGCAUCGUCGCCGAACCUGCAUCGGCGACCUCCGCCACCAACGAAAUCCAGGCCAAGCCUUACGAGGAGAUUCCCGGACCAAAGCCUAUACCGAUUCUCGGCAACACCUGGAGGCUCUUCCCCGUGGUCGGACAGUACACGAUCUCGGACGUCGCGAGAAUCUCGCAACUGUUUUACGAGCAUUACGGGAAAAUCACGAGACUGACGGGGCUGAUCGGCAGACCGGAUCUCCUGUUCGUCUACGAUGCCGACGAAAUCGAGAGGCUGUACAGGCAAGAGGGCCCGACACCGUUCAGAGCUUCCAUGCCCUGUCUCGUCAAGUACAAGUCGGAGGUCAGGGGCAAGUUCUUCGGCGAACUGCCCGGCGUCGUUGGAGUACACGGCGAGCCAUGGAGGGAAUUCCGGACGCGGGUCCAGAAACCGGUUCUCCAGCCGCAGACAGUCAAAAAGUACAUCACGCCGAUCGAGGUGGUCACCAACGACUUCAUGAAAAGGAUCGAGGACAUCAAAGACGAGAACGACGAGGUGCCAGCCGAUUUCGACAACGAGAUUCACAAGUGGGCUCUAGAAUGCAUCGGCCGCGUCGCUCUGGACGUGAGAUUAGGCUGCCUGGGCAGCGGCGAACUGGCGCCGGAUUCGGAACCGCAGAAGAUUAUAGACGCUGCUAAGUACGCGCUUAGGAACGUUGCCACCCUCGAGCUCAAAGCUCCUUACUGGAGAUACAUACCGACACCCCUUUGGACGCGCUACGUUCGCAACAUGGAUUACUUUGUCGAAGUUUGCAUGAAGUACAUCGACGCAGCGAUAGAUCGAUUGCAGGAGAAGAAGAAAAACGGCGUUCAAAUGCACGAAUCAGAGCUGUCGCUUGUCGAGCGAAUUUUGGCAAAGGAAUCGAAUCCCAAAAUGGCCUACGUUCUCGCUCUCGACCUGAUCUUGGUCGGAAUCGACACGAUUUCCAUGGCCGUAUGCUCGAUCAUGUACCAACUGGCCACGAGGCCCGAAGAGCAGGAGAAAAUCUACGAGGAGCUCAUGAGAAUCGUUCCAGAUUCGAGCGUACCACUGACGACCAAAGACCUCGAUCAGGCUAGCUACAUGAAGGCUUUCAUCAAGGAAGUUUUCAGGAUGUACUCGACCGUCAUUGGGAACGGAAGGACGCUUCAGAACGACACGAUUAUCUGCGGGUAUCACGUACCCAAAGGAGUUCAAGUGGUGUUCCCUACUUUGGUAACCGGCUGCAUGGAGCAGUACGUUGACGACCCACACACCUUCAAACCCUCGCGCUGGCUCAAAGAAGGAGCCGAUCAGAAGCUGCACCCGUUCGCCUCACUGCCCUACGGAUACGGAGCCCGUAUGUGCCUUGGACGAAGAUUCGCCGACCUCGAGAUGCAGGUUCUCCUCGCCAAGCUCAUUCGAGAAUACAAAAUCGAGUACAACUACGAGCCACUCAAGUACAAAGUGACCUUCAUGUACGCACCAGACGGUGAGCUCAAAUUCAACAUGAUCAACAGAAAUCGAGUGCAGCAGCAGCAGCAACAACAGCGGAAGAAUAUCAACUAGACUGGCAACUUACGAUGACUUGGAGCUCGAAUUUAUUCAUAUGCACAAGAGCCCGCAGGCGUACAUUAUGAGUGCCUGCAGGUUGGAGCUUGCAAGCUUACAGAAUCAAGACUUUUUUUGUACAAAUUUUUUAGACACGAUCUUUGUGUAUACGAAUGUAUUUAACGGUCAUGCUUAUAUUAUAUUAAAACUAGUAAUAAACACCUUACUGCGAA